AACGUUUGGCCGAUUGUGUGCAAUCAACUUCUUCACAGCAGAUUUUCCACACAGGGUUUUUUGUAAAUUAUGUAAUUGGAGGAUGUGCAACCUACUUCAGCCUGUGUGAAACAGGUGAAGCAUUAAACCUCAGAGCUCACAGUGCUCAGGCUUCAAACAAGGCAACGCUAAGGAGAAGGAUGACGGACGUAGAGAACCAAAACUUUCAGAGUGACCCUAGCCAUGCAACGACAGCACCAAUGUAUCCUCCCCCUCCAUACAUGCCCCCUCCUUAUCCUACGGGCCCUGUAAUGUACCCCCAACCUGUUCCUGCACAAAUUGGCUUUAUCCCACCUGAUCUGCCACCGGAAGAGGCAGGCGUCAGCAAAACAGCAGACCCAAACCCGGCAGAUGUAUCCCCACCUGAGGAACAUCAGCCGUUCAUGUCAUCAUUUGAGGAUGACACCAUUAGGAAAGCGUUUAUCAGAAAGGUGUUCAGUGUGGUAACGAUUCAGUUACUAGUAACUUUCACUGUAGUCUGUGUGUUCACCUUCUCAAAAACGGUCAAGACUGCAGUUCAGGGUAACAUCUGGGUGUACCUCAGUUCAUACAUUAUCUUUGCAGUGGUGUCCAUGUGUCUUGCCGUGUGCUCCACAUUCAGUCGCACACAUCCUUGGAACCUGUUGGGACUGUCAGUGGUCACACUGAGUCUGUCCUACAUGGUGGGAACUGUAGCCUCCUAUCACAACACAGAUGCUGUGGUGAUCGCUUUAGGGUCGACUUUGGUCAUCUCAUUCACCAUCAUCAUCUUUUCUGCCCAGACUCGUUUGGACUUCACCGUUUGUAACGGCAUUCUGCUCAUACUGGCCGUCGACUUCCUCAUGUUUGGAUUCUUCAGCAUCUUUUUCUACUCCCGUGUUCUGCAGAUUCUCUACGGAUCUCUGGGAGCCCUUCUUUACGCUUUGUUCCUGGCAGUGGACUGUCAGUUGGUGAUGGGGAGGGAAAAAUACAGCCUUAGUCCUGAAGAGUAUGUCUUUGCUGCCUUAAUUCUCUACCUGGAUAUCAUUAUGAUAUUCCUCUACAUACUUAUGAUUAUGGGCGGAGGCUCCAAAAAUUAAACCCACACUUGCACACCUUGUGGCACUCAAAGUCUGCACAUGCCUGGAUGAAAUUUAACCUUUCGACCAUGUUACGUGUCUGUUUUGCCUUCUUUACUAUUCAUUGAUCUUGCUACUUGUAUCUGGUUGUUUCCAUUUACUCAAGUUUCACUUUCGUUUUCUUUUCGUUUUCAGCAGAUAAUCUUUUUGUUUCCGUUUGUUGAUCAUAACUUUUUUUAAGUCUGCUAAAUGACAUGAAGACUUCUACUAUGGUGACAAACACCCUAAUGAUGUGAAUCAUGAAAUACUUUAACAUUUAUAUGCCCCUGUAAUAAUAUGACUGCUUUCUUAUUUAUGCUUUUUUAUGAAAUCAAUAAAGUGUGUUUCCUUUUGUCAACAACAUCAAAAAAAGUUUAACAUGCACGUUUAAAGGAAAAUAUGCUCAAAUCUUUUAGCCUACACAUAUUGCAUUUAAAUCCAAUACAUGUUAUUUUGAUUGUCAAUAAUAAUAUACUAUUCCUCUAGCAUUAACAAACUUUUUCUAAUCAGUAAUGAGUUUAAAAGUUAGAUAUACACUGUCGGUGUAAGAAAACACACUCUAGGUAUUUUGAAUAAUUAAUUAUUUCACGACAGCUAAAAAAAAAAAAA
Messenger RNA from Pimephales promelas (fathead minnow), 1724 nucleotides. Its product is annotated as protein lifeguard 1. Gene Ontology annotation, cellular component: membrane; endoplasmic reticulum; Golgi apparatus. The record is from RefSeq and is a predicted model, not a curated record. Lineage: Eukaryota; Metazoa; Chordata; Actinopteri; Cypriniformes; Leuciscidae. Gene Ontology annotation, biological process: negative regulation of apoptotic signaling pathway.